AUGACCGACAUGAAGAAGGAUGACCUUGAAGGUCUUGACCAGGAUUUUCAGAAUGUGCCUGUAAUGGCCCAUGAUGAUGUCUUUGGAGAAAUUACAGAGGGUGGUCCCAACUAUCGCAACGUAGGAUGGGCCGGAACAGUGGUUCUCAUGAUGAAGACUCAGAUUGGUCUCGGUGUGCUGUCCAUCCCUAGCGCUUUCGACACAUUAGGCCUCGUCCCUGGCGUGAUAUGUCUGCUCGCGGUUGCUGUCAUCACUACUUGGUCCGACUAUAUGGUUGGCGCUUUCAAACUGAAGCAUCGUGAAGUCUAUAGCAUUGAUGAUGCUGGUGGCUUGAUGUUCGGUCCGAUCGGUCGUGAAAUUUUUGGCUUUGUAUUCUGUCUAUAUUGGAUUUUUGUCGCCGGCUCCGGAAUGCUCGGUCUUUCAAUCGCUCUGAAUUCAGUCUCGACUCAUGCAACCUGUACUGCCGUCUUUGUCGCCAUCUCAGCCAUCACAGGAAUUGGAUUCGCCAGUAUUCGCACACUCGGCCGUAUCAGUUGGCUCGCUUGGAUUGGCCUCAUCGCCAUCAUAACAGCAAUUAUGAUCGUCACCAUCGCCGUCGGCGUCCAGGACCGUCCGGCUUCCGCCCCUCAAGAAGGGCACUGGCAAUCCGACUACAAAAUCAUCGCCAACCCAACAUUCGCCGAAGCUGUCUCCGCCAUUUCUUCAAUGAUUUUCGCCUAUGCUGGCACACCCGCCUUUUUCUCUGUCGUAUCCGAGAUGCGUGAGCCCCGCUACUAUACCCGCUCUAUGAUCAUUUGCCAGAGCACCGUGACAGCCAUCUACAUCACCAUCGGCAUUGUGGUGUACUACUACUGCGGCUCAUACGUCGCCUCGCCAGCUCUUGGUUCGGCAGGCUCAACCGUGAAGAAGGUCAGCUAUGGGUUUGCCAUUCCCGGUCUAUUGGUUUCGACGAUGCUUUUCGUCCAUCUCCCCGGAAAAUACAUCUUCGUCCGCGCCCUCCGCGGCUCAAAACACCUCACAUCCAACAGCAUCGUCCACUGGACCUCCUGGCUCGGCUGCGUAAGCGGCGUCGGAUUAAUCUCCUACAUCAUCGCCAGCGCCAUCCCCGUCUUCGACAGUCUCGUUUCGCUGAUUGGUGCUCUGCUCGGUACAUUCAUGUGCUUCCAGCCUAUGGGUUGUAUGUGGCUGUAUGAUAACUGGGCAAAGGGUAAGACGGAGAAAUCGCCCAGGUGGACUGCUAUGGCUUGUUGGAGUGUGUUUGUUAUUGCCAUUGGUUCGUUUAUGAUGGUUUCUGGUACUUAUGGCUCUGUUGUUAGCAUUAUCGAUAGCUAUAAUGCUUCGGGGGGAUCGAGUGCUUGGUCUUGUGCCGACAAUUCGAAUUCUACUUAG
This is a messenger RNA of Penicillium canescens, 1389 nucleotides long. RefSeq lists its product as uncharacterized. Gene Ontology annotation, molecular function: amino acid transmembrane transporter activity. Gene Ontology annotation, biological process: amino acid transmembrane transport. The record is from RefSeq and is a predicted model, not a curated record. The transcript has 5 exons. Gene Ontology annotation, cellular component: vacuolar membrane. NCBI's taxonomy places the organism in Eukaryota, Fungi, Ascomycota, Eurotiomycetes, Eurotiales, Aspergillaceae. Bases 1 to 1389 code for a protein of 462 amino acids.